AUUGACAAUGACAAAUAAAAUAAACACGACUGCAGGCUGUAAACCGCAAAAUAUUUUUGAAACUAUUGAAUUAAUUUAAUUACCUAGUUAUUAUUUCUUUAGUACAGUGCAGUGAUAACAUAUACCAUCGACUUAAAAAGAUGAGUGGUGAUAAGAGUGUGAUACUUGUAACUGGAGGCUCGGGGCUGGUUGGGCAGGCAAUAAGAGCCGUGGUUGAAGAGGAAAAGCAAAGUGGUUCAGAUGCAUCUAAAAAUGAGACUUGGAUUUUUUGUGGGUCUAAAGAUGCAGACUUGAGGGACAAAGCUCAGACGGAGGCAUUGUUUGAGAAGCACCGGCCCACACAUGUGAUCCAUCUGGCGGCCAUGGUCGGGGGCCUGUUCCACAACAUGGCACACAAUCUCGACUUCUUUAGGGAAAACAUGGCAAUCAAUGACAAUGUCCUGAGUGCCAGCUACAAGAGUGAUGUCAAGAAGGUUGUCUCCUGUCUCUCCACCUGCAUCUUCCCAGACAAGACCACUUACCCUAUUGAUGAGACCAUGGUCCACAAUGGACCCCCGCAUUCUUCAAACUAUGGUUACAGCUAUGCAAAACGGAUGAUUGAUGUCUUGAACAGGGGCUACCACGAGCAGCACGGGCGCGUGUUCACAUCAGUGAUCCCGUGCAACGUGUUCGGGCCACACGACAACUUCUCCCUCACGUCCAGCCACGUCGUGCCCGCGUUGAUCAGGCGGAUGCAUGACGGGAUCGAUGAGCCCACGUUCACGGUGCUGGGCAGCGGCCGCCCGCUCCGCCAGUUUGUGUACUCGAGGGACCUCGCGCGGCUGUUCCUGUGGGUGCUACGAGACUACCACUCAGUGGAGCCCGUCAUACUGUCCGUUGACGAAAAAGACGAAGUGACCAUAGCCCAAAUGGCGGAAGCUAUAAAGAAAGCUCACGGCUACCAGGGAAGCAUAGUAUAUGACACCUCCAAGGCAGACGGACAAUACAAGAAGACCGCUUCCAACGCCAAACUCAGAAGCCUUUACAAAGACUUCAAGUUUACCCCCUUGGAUCAGGCCAUUCAAGAAACUGUUGAUUGGUUCAAGAGUAAUAAGGAUAAAGCUAGGUUGUAAGUGUUAAUGUUUUAGAUAUUGUUGAUAAGUAUUAUGUUAUGUAUGGUUGUUUAAUUAUAAUAUAUUAUGGAUAUUUUAUUAAAAA
Molecule: messenger RNA, 1197 nt
Organism: Plutella xylostella (diamondback moth)
Lineage: Eukaryota; Metazoa; Arthropoda; Insecta; Lepidoptera; Plutellidae
Gene: Gmer
Product: GDP-L-fucose synthase-like protein
Biological process (GO): nucleotide-sugar biosynthetic process
Molecular function (GO): GDP-L-fucose synthase activity
Source: RefSeq, a predicted model, not a curated record